AUCGGACAACGCGAAACUAUGAGGACUACAAGCGUCUAACAUCACGUAUAUAAAAAGAAAUUCCACCAGAUUUAGUUUAGUUUUGGUAAUUCUUUUUGCACAACACGGUCGGAAUGUUGCGCGUCAGUAUUCUAACCAUAUUCAUAGUGUUGUCGGUGAGCUUCACCGUCUCAUAUUCAGCGCGAAUUUUGGGAUUAUUUCCCUCUCAUUCGAAAUCGCAUUUGAUUGUUCAUAUGAAUACAAUUCGGCCGAUGAUAGAACGCGGUCAUGACGUAACUAUUGUUACAACGAUAUCAGUGAAAGAGCCGAACCUGAAAUUCCGCCAUAUCAAAUUGAAGCAGCCAGAUAUGGACCAAAGCGCGCUAUCCCAAGAUACGAAAGGAUUGUUCAAAACGAUGAAGUUGAUGAUGAAAGUCUCGAAUGACUUAUUGGAUGUCACUAACAUGACGUUAAACGAUCCAGAGAUGCGAAGAUUGAUGAGAGAAGAGUCAUUUGAUCUAGUCGUUCUAGGAUAUUUCAUCAAUGACUUUCUCAUCGGCGUUGCUGGCCACUUCAAAUGUCCACUCAUUAUUAAUUGGAUGGGACCUCCAGUGCAGCAUUUAGCCGCCCUAGUGGGCAAUCCCUCAGAGGUAUCUUAUGUUCCAGAUUUGUUGACUGGUCUGCAGCAGCCAAUGGCCUUUUUUGAACGGGUCAUAAACUAUGUGUUUUCUUCAGUAGAACUUCUGGUGUACUAUUAUUUCAACUAUCGAAUGGAUCAAUAUUAUAAAUAUAAUUUCCCACCGGACAAAUAUCCGUCUUAUGAGGAAAUGAAAAAGAACGUUUCGCUGCUUUUUGUGAACACUUAUUUAAGUCAAGGAUAUAUUCAGCCGAAUGUACCAGCAAUCGUACAAAUUGGAGGAAUCCAAAUCAAGCCAGAACCCGAUCCACUACCACAGGACCUCAAAGAAUUUUUAGACAGCGCGUCAGAAUCGGGGGCCAUUUACUUUUGCUUAGGAUCAAAUAUUAGUGCGGACUAUCUUACGCCGGAAUUCGUCGAUGUAAUAUUCAGAGUACUCUCAAGUCUCAAACAGAAAGUUAUUUGGAAAUGGGAUUUGGAGAAACUUCCAGGGGAGUCCCCAAAUAUUCUUUACAAGAAGUGGCUGCCGCAGGACGAUAUUCUUGCCCACCCAAACCUCAAGCUUUUCAUUACUCAUGCUGGCGGCGGAGGAGUUGCAGAAGCCCAAUAUCAUGGUGUUCCAAUGGUAGCAAUGCCCUUCUUUGCCGACCAAUUUUCCAAUGCAAAUAGGUUGCAAAAGGCCGGUCAUGGUGUAGUUGUCGAUCGGGCAACUCUGACAGAGCAAUCGUUUCGAAAAGCUAUUCUGGAAUUGCUAAACAAUUCAUCUUACAGCGAUAAUGUUAAGACCUCUUCCAGACUGUUUAGAGAUCGACCAUUGAGUGCUAAGGAUACGGCUGCUUACUGGAUGGAAUAUGUUUUAAGGCAUAAAGGAGCAAAGCAUAUCCAGAGUCCGGCGGUUCACAUGAAUGCAAUACAAUACUAUGGACUUGAUGUUAUUGCUUUCCUCAUUGGUGUCGUUUAUGUUGUCUGGAAGGUGUUUAAAAUUAUUUGGAAGAUGACUGUAGGAGCCUUAUACAGAAAGCUUUUUAUGAAAAAUGUUAGUUCCAAGAAAAAAAAUCAAUAGAAUUUUAUACUAAAGGUUAAUUUAAGUUAAUUCAAAUUAAUUAAUUCUGCAAAUAAAUACAAGAA
Molecule: messenger RNA, 1744 nt
Organism: Hermetia illucens (black soldier fly)
Lineage: Eukaryota; Metazoa; Arthropoda; Insecta; Diptera; Stratiomyidae
Product: UDP-glucosyltransferase 2-like
Exons: 3
Coding region: 114-1679 (521 amino acids)
Molecular function (GO): UDP-glycosyltransferase activity
Source: RefSeq, a predicted model, not a curated record